This is a messenger RNA of Haliotis rubra (blacklip abalone), 1794 nucleotides long. RefSeq names its product beta-1-syntrophin-like. Gene Ontology annotation, molecular function: structural molecule activity; protein binding. The record is from RefSeq and is a predicted model, not a curated record. Bases 11 to 1474 code for a protein of 487 amino acids. Lineage: Eukaryota; Metazoa; Mollusca; Gastropoda; Lepetellida; Haliotidae. Gene Ontology annotation, cellular component: intracellular anatomical structure; dystrophin-associated glycoprotein complex. The transcript is spliced from 6 exons.
GGAGGUCAAGAUGGCGGCUGGAAUAGCCAGGUCAGGAACUUUCGAAGUCUACAUAAGACAACAGUGGUGUGGGGUGGAUGUGACUCUAAAUGAAGAGUCAUUAACCCUUACACUUACAGAAAACCCAGAACAAGCGGGUGCAAUCAAUGGUGCGCCCGACAGUCGCCAGGGUCUUGCAAAUGGCAGCCCCGAAAUGCCCGAGUCUAUCGCCGGUCAGAAGCGAUUUGUGAAAGUAAUUAAAGAAGAAACGAAUGGAUUGGGAAUCAGCAUCAAGGGCGGAAAGGAAAACAAAAUGCCAAUUCUUAUUAGCAAGAUUUUCAAAGGAAUGGCAGCCGACAAAACGGAGAAACUGUAUGUUGGGGACGCCAUUCUGUCGGUGAACGGGGAAGACUUGAAGGAGGCAACCCAUGACGAAGCUGUCAGGGCUUUGAAACGAGCCGGCAAAAUAGUAGAAAUGGAAGUAAAAUAUUUAAGAGAAGUUACACCAUAUUUCAAGAAAUCGUCUCCUCUGAAUGAACUUGGAUGGGGAUCACAUCCAGAUCCCCCCAAAGAAACAGUCAAAACGUCCAGCUGGUCAGAAACGAAAACUAUACCACUGAAAAUGUGCUACCUCUGUCGGAACCUUAGUAUAUCUGACCUCGAACAAAAAGUUCUGGAACUGCAUUCACCAGAUGGAAAAAGCUCCUGCAUUCUCCGAUUCUCAGACCCUCUCACUGCCAGUGACUGGUUUAAUGCGAUUCAUUCUAAUGUUACUAUGCUAACCCAACAAGCCAUAGCAGAGGCCAACCAGAUCACAAUUUCAGCACCAAACCAAGGGGAGAUAAUGCAUAUGGGAUGGCUCUCUGAACAGCUAACAAAUGAGCAGGGAAGCCCUAGCUGGAAGCCAGUGUUCAUAGCUUUGACGGACAAGGAUCUCCUACUGUAUGACACUGCACCCUGGAGCAAGGAGGAGUGGGCCACACCCUUCCAGAGCCACCCACUCCUGGCAACCAGGUUGGUACACUCAGGGAGGCAGAGCAAUCUCAUCACCGGGGACGAUGUCCUGACGUUUGGCACCCGUUCUGGGACAAGGAAUGGCGUGGAAACACACAUCUUCCGUGUGGAGACACAGCGAGACUUGGCAUUCUGGUCCCGUGCUCUGGUGCAGGGCUCCCACGGAGCUGCUGUCCUCGUGAAGGAAGUCACUUGUCCUGUGACAUGGCAAGGAAAGAAAGCAAAGUUGUGCCUGAACUUUGACACAGGCUUCACAUUGAUAGAGGACAAGGGAAGCGAUGAAAUCCAAUCAACCAUCCUGUGGAACUACCCGUUUGAGAGACUGAGGAUGUCUGCUGAUGAUGGGCACCGACUGCUGUGGCUGGACUUGGGUGAAGAUGGAGAACAGGAACUGGAUUUGAAUACAUGUCCAAAGCCAAUGGUGUUUGUUCUUCAUACAUUCUUGUCAUCCAAGGUUGCCAGAUUGGGUCUCAUUGCAUAAUAAGUGUCUCACCAUAAAAUCAAUAGGAGAAAGUGAACAACCCUGUAGUACAGAAGUGCAGGUCAUCUGUGGCUGUGUACAGGAAUGUAAUAGGAUCUUAAUCCUCCUUCAUCAGAGUGAUCUUAUUGAAAUCUUUUUACAAGAUAUUUUACUAUCAUGGUAUUACAGUGAUUUUUUGUUCCUACCCAGGUGAUAUUAUUUGGUGAGAGGAAACAGGUGAAUCGAAACAAAUGGAUUGCUCCCUGAUAAUAGGGAUUUGUUAUUUAGAGUUCAAUUGUACUUUUUGUUUAUGUAUUCUCAAACCAUUUUUAUUUGUAAUG